This is a messenger RNA of Rangifer tarandus platyrhynchus (Svalbard reindeer), 306 nucleotides long. NCBI's taxonomy places the organism in Eukaryota, Metazoa, Chordata, Mammalia, Artiodactyla, Cervidae. The record is from the annotation of a GenBank genome assembly.
AUGGAUAAACCAAAAAAAAAAAAAAAGAAUUUCUACAAAACGACCCUGAACUUUCCAUCGCAGUUAAGUUCUUCCCAGACAUAUACAUGUGAGAGAUCAAGUGAAAAGAGGAAGGAAAAUAUGGCAUUAGAGUACUCCACAGUUCCAGCAUGGAAGGAGGCAUUGAGGAAAAGGAGGAGGAGGGUUGUGGACAAGGUGGGUUUCGGGAGCACGCCUGGAGAUCCAUGGGAUGCUGUGAAUUUUUUUUCCAAAACGUUAAUAAAGUGUCUUGAACAUUCUAGUUCCAACCUCUCUACCUGCAACUAA